Molecule: messenger RNA, 2745 nt
Organism: Sorghum bicolor (sorghum)
Lineage: Eukaryota; Viridiplantae; Streptophyta; Magnoliopsida; Poales; Poaceae
Product: transcription factor GTE10
Exons: 10
Coding region: 455-2272 (605 amino acids)
Molecular function (GO): protein binding
Source: RefSeq, a predicted model, not a curated record
CGAGCUGGCCGCGCGUCGUUUCGCCUCCCGCCCGCCGCCGAAAGGCCGAGCCCGUCCCUGCCCGUGGCCCGCAACCCUAAUCCCCUCCUCCCCCCCGUCGCCUCUCGCCGUCGAAGAAAGGAGAGGGAGCCGCGAGCGGCGUGGCCGGCGAGCACGCGCGCCCCUCCCUUUCCCGUCCCGGGCUCCCUCCGCGCCGUGGGCGAGGCGCCCGCGUCCACCCCGGAUCCGCCCUCACCGUGAGGCCAAGGAUCUGGGAGGGGAGAGGAGGGGAGGGAGCCACGUCCGGCCGCACCAGCUCUCGUCCGCGCCGGCGAGCGCCAGGCGUUCCCCCCCCCACAGGCUUGGCUGAGGAAAAGCUGUGCUCUGUGCUUCUUGGACAGGGCUUCACCAUUUACCAAGUCUUGAGUUAUUGCUCUGCUGUCAGACAAGAAAUCAAACUCUCUAGCCAAACACAAUGAUGACGCAAGCCUGUAAGAAGAGGAGAGGGGUUUAUAUAAGCAGUGAAUCGGGAGACUCUGAUACAGAUUCUGAUGUUGAGGGAAUCAAACUCUGUCGAAAGUCUGGGGUGCCAUCAAUUUCUACAUGCCAGCACCAGUCAUCUUAUAAGGUCAAGGCUGCAAGUAUGAAAAGUAGCAGGAUGAUAAGGCUGUGUGGAAAUAUCGUAAGGAAGCUCAUCGAUCACAAAGGUGGCUGGCUUUUCAAAGAACCUGUUGAUCCAGUGCUAUAUGGGAUUCCCGAUUACUUUGAUGUUAUCCACAACCCAAUGGAUUUGGGUACUGUAAAGAAUAAACUCACAAAAAAACAAUAUGUAAGCAUUGAGGAGUUCGCAGCAGAUGUGAGGCUAACAUUUUCAAAUGCUAUGAAGUAUAAUCCUCCAGAAAAUGAUGUACAUAAGGUCGCUAAAGAAUUGAAUGGGAUAUUCGAUUCAGAAUGGGAAUCAGUAGAAAGGAAAUUUAGGGUCCAAAACCCUGUGCAAGAGCAGCAGACAAUGAAGGCCAUAAAAGUUCGAGGUAUCAUGGAUUCAAAGUCUACGGUUCCUAGAGAGCUGGUAGCAUGCUCAAAUUCAAAACCUUUGGUUGCUAGAGGGCCAGUAGCUUGCUCAAAUUUGAUUGCAAACAAGACACUGACAGACGUGUUAUCCUCCAAAGUAAAAAUCAAAUUUUCCGUGCGCAGCUCUGAGCGUACCUCUUCCAAAGAUAUACCUGUUCAAGCAGCUGGUAGCAAAGAGAGGUCCUUAAAUCACUCUGUUCCUACUGGCAACAAAAAGGCAUCUUUAAAUUGUACUCUUCCUUGCACGAAGGAGAAUGCUAAAAUUUCAAGGAUACGAGAAUCUGACCGCAGCUCUGGUUCAAUUGGAAAUGGAUCGUUGUUAUGCAAUGACACUUCUACUUCGCCUCUUGCUUCCUCUGCGCAAGGUGAGGAAAGUUACCUUCAUGAUGAACCUUUAUCACCAAGCAAAGCUCUUCGUGCAGCAAUGCUCAGGAGUCGUUUUGCUGGGACUAUCGUGAAGGCUCAACAGAAGGCACUUUUGGAUCAUGGGAAGAAUAUAGACCCUGUAAAAUUGAAAUUGGAAAAGGAGAGGCUGGAAAAGAGGCAGCAAGAAGAGAAAGCAAGGAUUGAGGCCCAGGUGAAGGCUGCUGAAGCAGCUGCACAACGGAAGUUCGAUGAAGAAAUGAGGAUGAAGAGAGAGCGUGAAAGGGAAGCGGCACGGCUGGCACUACGCAUGAUGAAGAAGACUGUUGAUAUUGACAACAGUGACUUCCUAAAGGAGCUGGAGAACUUCAGCGAAACGUGGCAGUCGAAUCCACCUGGCAAAUUAAUCGUGGACUUUAUUGAUGGGGACUUGCCACCGGGGUUAGGGAGCCCGUUGGAGAGGCUUGGCCUGUUCAUGAAGAAUGAUUUCGAGGAUGAGGUGGAACAGGAAAUGGAGGACAGCGGAUCACCCUCGAUGGACGUUGACAUGAGGAAAGAUUUCCAGGAAGGCGUAGGGCAUGAAAUGCAGGACAGCAUAUCACCCGUGACGGUCACUAGCACGAAGAAUGACUUACAGGGAGCGGAAGGGCAUGAAAUGGAGGACAGCGUAUCACCAUCCACAGUCAUUGAGACAAAGAAAGGUUCCGAAGAAGAGAGAGAACAUGAUAUAGUAGACAGCAUAUCACCAUCCACAGUUAUUGACACAAAGAAAGAUUCUGAAGAGACUGAACAUGAGAUGGUGGACAGCGUAUCACCUUUGAUGGAUGUUGACACGGAGGAAGGGGAGAUCAGCUGCUGACGGUAGCCGCACCUCUUGUCAUCAUCCACAUAAUUUAUUGACAUCCUUGCUGGGUUGUUAGAUUAGGCGACCUCAUAAGCAGAGUGAUGAAGAAAACUUUAGAUUGCUGUGGUUGCGUCGUAGAACCAUGUGGAGAACAUGUGUCAGACGAACUGAGUAGUGGUUUUGGCUUUGCUGCGGAUUUUAAUUUUCGUGGUCUUGUCAGCCAGGGUAAGAGUAAGAUAACUCCGCUGUAUGUUGGAUUUGUUAUUAGCUAGUGUGAGCUCGUCGGCUGGAUGACCUGUAUAAAAAGAUGAGGGAAAAAAAGAGGGUAAUAUAGUGCUGGUAUAUAUUGUAGGAGCUUAUGGUGGAGCCGGUUGCAGGACACAAGCUAUAGUACAGCAUUGUUCCCAGAUUGUGGUCGGUGCACCGUAGUACCUUGUUACUGUAUUCAUUCUAAAACUUAAAUAAAAUGAUGCCAGUCGCACAAGUAA